This is a messenger RNA of Pelagomonas calceolata, 960 nucleotides long. The record is from the annotation of a GenBank genome assembly. NCBI's taxonomy places the organism in Eukaryota, Pelagophyceae, Pelagomonadales, Pelagomonadaceae.
GCCGCAGUACUCCCAAAGGUGCGUACUCCUCUGGUCUUGCAUUAUUCGCAUAUUCUUCAUUUUACCAAGCCCCACUCUGCCACUGGCAGUGGUCACGGUCUUUUAUAACCGGUGGCGCACUAGCACGGCCCGGGGGCAACUUUCAUCGUGCAGCGCUUUUAGGCCGCUGUAGUACUAGACUAAGUUCCUUGCCCCGGCGUACUUGUCAUGGUGCGCCCCAGGCGCCGUCAGGACAGCGCACCACACAACCUUGACAGCGCGGCGCUCUAAUCGUACGCCUAGGGGGUUAUUGUCCAUCAUUCCAGGCUGCGCUUGGGGCUGAGUCUUGCUCCCGCACAGCGCGUUGUCGUAGCAAUCAGCUAGUCUGGCGUGUGCGCCCGCUUGGCUUUGGGACUCCAACACCUAGUCAUAAAGACCUACUCCGCGAGCUUGUCGCGAUUGAUCUUCACCACCAGGCUGCGCACUUACGUCAAAGGCUCACUGUUAUCAGGCUGUCGUAGACUCGUAGGACAGCGCAUUGGCCUCGGAGCCCGAGGAUGAUCAGUAUUUUACAGACCAUAGCAUAAUGUCACUGGUUGUUUGCGAGGCCGCUCAGAUACUGGCACUGGCCCAGUUCAUGGUAAAUAUAUAUAAUAUUUUGGAUUCACAUCAUCCCUCUUUAAAUAUCUAGACGUGCAUUUUUGUGAUCUGCAAAGGUCAAUACAUGUAGCUCGACACUGGGCAUCUUAGCACUCGCGCUCAAUCAGACCUUCUACUCGCUGUCGUAUCAACCUACUCUCGGGCGCAAAGUUCUGAAUCUGGUGGAUCACUUCGCCGACGAGUUCUUGAUGGGCAAGCCUGAGGGAAACGGGGGGAUCACGCUCUUCACACCACCUAGCUUACCUUUUGCGAGAUUUUAAAAUACGCACAAUCCUAACCAAAGCCACAGAAGGUAAUAUAUAUUGUAUUGCUGAUGAUCAC